AUGCUGAGAACGUCCGAGACCUACAGAGCAAGACAACAGAGGACAGAGAGGCUGCAGCUGGCCUCAGAGAAGCUGGAACGGGUCUUCACCAAACGUGUAGACAACAGUUUAACACAGCUACAAUCUCCGAGCAAAACAAUGCUGAUUGAGCGGUACUACAGCGGAGCUACUCAAACGCCGCCGGAAGCUCCCGGCACUCCCAGAGAGCAGACAAAUGAGUACUCGGGCUGGAUUUGCUUUGGUCAAGCCCAGCACCUCACACACACCUUUUCCAUCACAGCCCAGAGCGCAGCGGCAAGCCCCUCCGCGCCCUGGCGGCCUGCAGCGCUCGGAAGCCGAGAGGAGGCGGGGAGGCGGGGAGGCGCGCCCGCAGCCUUGGACUUCACACCGCGCUCGCGUGUGCACCGAGCCGCGGGCACACGGCGAACACACCUCUCACUGGGACACACGCACACGUGCGCUCGCAGCCCCCACCCGCCCCGGGCCCACCGAAGUUACCUCCGAGGUUCCUCCGGCGGAGGGCCCACCGUCUCCUGCUUCUUUUCCCGCCGUGGUCCGCACUGCCUCCAAUGCCGCGCCUCGCGAAGGCUGCAGAGCCCAGCCGACCCCAGUCCCGGGCAGCUCGGCUUCCGCGCCCUGGGCUGCACCCCGGGUCUGGGGCGGCUGCAGCUUCUGCCGCCCCGGGUCGGGGUCUGUCCUCACCUGCGGGGCGCCCAAUGGGCUGCAGCAGGCGCGGGGGCUGGCGCUCGGCGGCUGAGGCGGGCGCUCGGGCUCCUCCCCGGCAGCGGGCAGCCAGUACAGACUCGCAUGGCGCUUGGGCUCGCAGCGGCCCCAGGACGCGGCCUCAGCCCCCGGGCGGCCCCAGCCUCGGUCUUUGUGUCUCGGCCGGCGCCUCCACGUCACGGGCUUGGGGGCAGUGAGCAGCGCGGGCAGGGAAGCCGGCGGCAGAGAGCCGGGCUCGGCUUCUCCAUCAUCGCCCGGCCGCAGCGCGCAGCUGGGUUCUGCUAAGAUGAUGAAGCCCUUCAAGAAUAGAGGAGCCACAGAAUAGAAAGCAGCCUGAGUCUCUGAAUCACUGGAUGGAGAGCCACACACAGACCAGAACAUCCACCUGAGACUGAAUGCUGGAGUCUGCUCGUCUGUGGAAGCUGCAGGAACACAAGAGACUAAGGUCACCAGAUGUUGCUUGUGCUGGAGCAGAGCCCAAGCUCCAUGCUGCUGCUGCUGCUGCUGCCCUGCUUGAGCAGAACCCAAGAGCCCCCACUGGCUGGGAGCUGCUGUUGCCACCUGU
Messenger RNA from Equus caballus (horse), 1288 nucleotides. The record is from RefSeq and is a predicted model, not a curated record. NCBI's taxonomy places the organism in Eukaryota, Metazoa, Chordata, Mammalia, Perissodactyla, Equidae.